Molecule: messenger RNA, 1584 nt
Organism: Hydractinia symbiolongicarpus
Lineage: Eukaryota; Metazoa; Cnidaria; Hydrozoa; Anthoathecata; Hydractiniidae
Product: calcium and integrin-binding family member 2-like
Exons: 1
Coding region: 49-603 (184 amino acids)
Molecular function (GO): calcium ion binding
Source: RefSeq, a predicted model, not a curated record
CAUUUUUUACACCUAUAUAUUUUUAUAGAAUACAUUAUAUUUAUUGAAAUGGGUGGAAACCAAUCAGCGUUUGAUGAAGAAGAACUGCAAGAAUACCAGGAGUUAACAUACUUUACACAAAAAGAGAUCUUACAUUGUCAUAAGAGAUUUGCACAACUUGAUCCCAAUGCUGUAACUAGGGAUAAAAAUGCCAAGCUGCCCCAAAGAGUUCUCUUGCAGUUACCUGAGCUGCAAGUGAAUCCUUUUCGAGAUCGUAUAUGCAAGGUGUUUUCUUCAAGUCGUGACGGUGAUAUGACUUUUGAGGAUUUCCUAGAUAUGAUGUCUGUUUUUUCAGAAAAUGCUCCCAAAAGUGUUAAAGUUGAAUAUGCCUUCCGUAUAUAUGACUUCAAUGAAGAUGAUUAUAUUUGUGACAGCGAUUUAAAAAGGGUGAUUAACAGAUUAUGUGGUGAUCAAAAGCUUUCGGCAGAAAAUACAAAAUCGAUUAUCAAGAAGAUCAUGAUGGAAGCAGAUUUGGAUGAUGACAAUAGACUUUCAUUCGCAGAGUUUGAGCAUGUCAUAUCAAAAGCCCCAGACUUUGUCAAUUCGUUUAGAAUACGCAUUUAAGUUUAUAUACUUGGCAUGUGAAAGCUGGGAAGGGGGUGGUUUUUAUAAUGCAAUUAUAAGUCGAUUUUUUGUUUAAGUGUUUGCACAGUUAUCUGCACCUUAGGUUGACUCUAUUAUUUCUCUGGCAAAAAUUUUCUAAAAAAUCUAUUUUUUCAGGUUUUCCAAGAAUUGUUUUAUUUGAGGUACAAAAUUUCUGUUGAAUCCUUUUUUUUGUUUUAAUAAAUUACAGUUGCUUCUUUUUAUGUAUUCUUUAAAAACCUUAGUCCUUGAAAUUUUAGAUUUAUAAAAAAAUGUGCUUUGAAGUAAUGAAAAAAAUUGCUUUGAUAUCCUCUAGAAUUCUUUAUUUUUAAAGAGCAAUUCGUGUUGCAAAUUUUAGCAUCUGUCGGCUUUAAAAAAAACAUACUUUUUACGUCAAAUUUGGCCUUAAGGUUAUUCUAAAAGCGUUACAACAAAAUCAACAUGUACACCUAGCUGUUUUGGGGAAGGCUAAUAAAGUGUAAUCAUCUUUGACUACUUGAUUUUAUUGUACAGUGCGUUUGUGCCUUACCUAUCAAUAAAGAUCUCUAUUUUUUUAUUAUAUUUAAAUCUACGGUGUUAUUGCAUCACCAACACCAAUUUUUGUAAAUUGCCCAUACUAAAUUUUUUUGGUCACAAAAAUUAAUCCGUUUCUUGCAUAAAUUAAAAACAGUAAACAGAGUUUCUGACACUGUGUCACAGAUAAUCAUCUUUCCUUGGUUUUUGUUAUACUAAAAAUUUUAGAAAUUUAUAUAACAAUUGUAAUAUUCCUCAAUAUAUAUAUUUGUUGUUACUGCCAAAUUAAUACUUAUUUUGGGCGUUGCAGAAGAAAAUAUUGUUUUGUGUUUUUUGGUAUUAAUUCAUUUGUUUAUAUUUGUUAGUGCGAUAGAAUAUAUUUAUAAUUUGUAUCUGUAAAGUGUUUAAUAUUAAAUAUGUUAGUUUUUAAAAUUGUUAAAUGUCCACUGG